AUGAUUGAAGACAAAGAACCUAUUGUCAGAAACUUUCGUUUUGUUUGUGUCUUGGCCUUAACAUUUGGAGCCAUAAUUCAGUUCUCUACUGAAAGUGAGUUUACAGUAGAUCUGACAAAAAGAGGCCUUACUCAGUUUCCAAAAGACCUACCACCAAAAACCAAAGUCUUAGAUAUGUCUCAAAACUAUAUAUCUGAACUUCAGGUCUUGGACAUCAGCAUUUUGUCAGGAUUGCAAGUUUUGUUACUUCCUCAUAAUAGAAUCCAACAACUUGAUCUUACUGUUUUCCAGUUCAACCAAGAUUUGGAGCAUUUGGAUUUAUCUCACAAUCAGUUGUCCAAGAUAACCUGCUACCCUGUUGUACAUCUCAAGCAUUUAGAUCUCUCAUUCAAUGACUUUGAUGCUCUUCCCAUCUGUAAGGAAUUUGGCAGCUUGAUGCAGCUGGACUUCUUAGGGUUAAGUGCCACAAAGUUAAAAAAACUAGACCUGCUGCCCAUUGCUCACUUGCAUCUAACUUACUUACUUCUGGAUUUAGAAGGCUACAGAGUGAAAGGAAAUGGAAUAGAAAGUCUUCAAAUAUUCAAUACAAAGAAACUUCAUCUUAUUUUUCAUCCAAAUAAUUUUUUCUCUGUUCAAGUGAAUAUAUCAGUUAACACAUUAGAAUUAUUAGAACUUACUAACAUUAAAUUAAACGAUAAGAACUGUCUAAAGUUAACUCUCCUUUUAUCAGAACUCAUCAGGGGUCCACACUUAUUAAAUUUCACCUUGAACCAUGUGGAGACAACUUGGAAAUGUUUGGUUCAAAUUUUUCAAUUCCUUUGGUCCAAACCUAUAGAAUCUCUAAAUAUUUACAGUUUGAUAAUAGUUGAAGGCAUUAAUAAAGAGAAUGUUACUUAUUCUAACACUACAUUAAAAGCAUUGAAAAUAGAACAUAUUCAAAAUAGCGUGUUUCUUUUUUCACAAGAUGACUUAUAUACAGUAUUUUCUGAGAUGAACAUUAUGAUGUUAACCAUAUCGGAUACACCUUUUAUACACAUGCUUUGUCCUCAGAAACCAAGUACAUUUAAGUUUUUGAACUUCACUCAGAAUGUCUUCACAGAUAGCAUUUUUGAAAAUUGUUCGACUUUAUUUAGAUUGGAGACACUUAUCUUACAAAAGAAUGGAUUAAAAGAUCUUUUCAAAAUAGGUCUUAUGACUAAGUACAUGCCUUCUUUGGAAAUACUUGAUGUUAGCAGGAAUUCUUUGGAAUUUAAUAGACAUGAGGGAAAUUGCACUUGGGUUGAAAGUAUAGUGUUGUUAAACUUGUCUUCAAAUAUGCUUACUGAUUCUGUUUUCAGAUGCAUACCUCCCAGAGUCACAGUACUUGAUCUACACAAUAACAAAAUAAAAAGCAUUCCUAAACAAAUCAGAAAAUUAGAAGCUUUGCAAGAACUAAACAUCGCUCUCAAUUCUUUAACUGACCUUCCUGGAUGUGGUACUUUUCACAGCCUUUCUGUCCUGAUCAUUGACUAUAAUUUAGUUUCACACCCAUCAGCUGAUUUCUUCUAUAGCUGUCAGAAUAUUACAUCAAUAAAAGCAGGGAACAAUCCAUUCCAAUGUUCGUGUGAACUAAGAGAAUUUAUCAGAAAUAUAAGUCAGAUAUCAAGUGAUGUGGUGGAGGACUGGCCUGAGUCUUAUAAGUGUGCCUACCCAGAAAGCUCUAAGGGGACCGCACUCAAGGACUUCCACAUGUCUCCAUUAUCCUGCAACCCAGCUCUGCUGAUUGUCACCAUUGGGCUCAUCAUGCUGCUGGUGGUGGUUAUUGUGACCUUCCUGUGCAUCUAUAUGGAUCUGCCCUGGUAUCUCAGGAUGGUGUGUCAGUGGACUCAGACUCGGCACAGGGCUAAGAAUGUACCUUUAGAAGAACUCCAAAGAAAUCUCCAGUUCCAUGCUUUUAUUUCAUACAGUGAGCACGAUACUGUCUGGGUGAAGAAUGAAUUACUACCAAACCUAGAAAAAGAAGACCUACAGAUUUGUCUCCAUGAAAGAAACUUUGUGGCUGGCAAAAGCAUCAUUGAAAACAUCAUCAACUGCAUUGAGAAAAGUUACAAGGCCAUCUUUGUUUUGUCUCCCAACUUUGUUCAGAGUGACUGGUGCCAUUAUGAACUCUACUUCGCCCACCACAAACUCUUUCAUGAAGGGUCUGAUAAGUUAAUCCUGAUCUUACUGGAACCCAUUUCACAAGACAACAUUCCUAGCAAGUAUCAUAAGCUGAGGGCUCUCAUGGCACAGAGGACUUACCUGGAAUGGCCCACUGAGAAAAGCAAACAUGGACUUUUUUGGGCUAAUAUUAGAGCUGCUUUUAAUAUGAAAUUAACAGUAGGCACUGAAAAUAAUGAUGUGAGAAUUUAA
This is a messenger RNA of Chrysochloris asiatica (Cape golden mole), 2391 nucleotides long. RefSeq names its product toll-like receptor 6 (gene TLR6). Gene Ontology annotation, cellular component: Toll-like receptor 2-Toll-like receptor 6 protein complex; membrane. The coding region runs from base 1 to 2391 and encodes 796 amino acids. Gene Ontology annotation, biological process: immune response; inflammatory response; toll-like receptor signaling pathway. The record is from RefSeq and is a predicted model, not a curated record. Lineage: Eukaryota; Metazoa; Chordata; Mammalia; Afrosoricida; Chrysochloridae. The transcript has a single exon. Gene Ontology annotation, molecular function: lipopeptide binding; Toll-like receptor 2 binding; transmembrane signaling receptor activity.